AUGGAAGACUCAAGCGAGUUGUUGAAUGAAACUGAUGGAUUUUCCCAAUUUAUUGGAAUUAUAAUUGCUGUUGCGGUAAUAAUAUUCACUCUGGUUUUCUUCACAUUCUGGCAGAGAAGAAAAUCAGCAAAACGGAAUAUUCUUCUUACUGGAUUGUGCGAGGCAGGAAAAACUUAUUUGUUUACUCGAUUUGUUCAAGAUAGAUGUAUUCCGACUUAUACAUCUGCAAGAGAAAAUAUUGGAGAGAUUAAAAUUAAAGAUGUAAACAAAUACAAAACAUCUGCGGUUGGCAUAGUAUUUAUUAUUGACUCUGUCACUAUUAAAAAUGAUAUACGUGAUGUUACUGAAUUUUUGUACAAUUUGCUAUCAGACUCAACAAUCCAAAAGGUACCAUUGUUGAUUCUUUGCAACAAACAAGAGCAAAAGACAGCCAAGUCCAGCUCCGAUAUUAAAUCGCUGUUGGAAAAAGAAAUGGAUCUCGUACGCGUUACUAAAUCUAGUCAACUAGAAGCUACAGACGAUACUUCUGCCUCGUCUUUUAUUGGAAUUCAAGGCAAAGAUUUCAAGUUCGAUCACUUGAACACUGAAAUUCAAUUCGAUGAAUUUUAUUCUAGCAACUUUAAUAAAGAAGCUCUUCAAGAUACAUUCAGAAAAAUUUUUUUGUAA
This is a messenger RNA of Cotesia congregata, 666 nucleotides long. Lineage: Eukaryota; Metazoa; Arthropoda; Insecta; Hymenoptera; Braconidae. The record is from the annotation of a GenBank genome assembly.